AGGCGCUGUCCGGUCUGGUAGACCGCUACACUGAGCUCAGCAAGCGAAGGGUGGGCCUGGAGCUGGCGCAGCAGACGGCGGCCUGGGCCCACAGCACCAAGUGCAAGCCGCUCAAGACGACCCAGUUCGGGCUGCACCUGCCUUGCCACGAGAGCUUCUCGGACACCAUGCGCACAUACCGCGAGCUCCAGCAGAAGCCAGCCUGCACAGUGGGCGCCUCGCUGCCGCUGCGGCCGGCCUCGCUGCAGCCGAUGGCCGCCGGAGCGCUCGCGGCGGGGGUGGCCGCGACCCAAAGAGCUGCCCAGCGGCAGCCCGGCCGCGCGGGCAGCGGGCGCGGCGGCGGGGCGUUCCUGUGAGGCGCGCGCGGGGCGG
Messenger RNA from Prorocentrum cordatum, 372 nucleotides. The record is from the annotation of a GenBank genome assembly. NCBI's taxonomy places the organism in Eukaryota, Dinophyceae, Prorocentrales, Prorocentraceae.